Closterium sp. NIES-67 is the source of this 3045-nucleotide messenger RNA. The record is from the annotation of a GenBank genome assembly. NCBI's taxonomy places the organism in Eukaryota, Viridiplantae, Streptophyta, Zygnematophyceae, Desmidiales, Closteriaceae.
UUCUUUUCUUUUCUUUUCUUUUUUCUUCCAUUUUUUCUUAUGUCCGAGCUUAGGUGUUUACUGUGUACAUGGAGUCGAUCAAUGCCGCCAUGUUUGCAGAGGAGCGUUCGAUCGUUGUACUCGUCGAUAACACCUCUAGCCAUCGCGUCAACUCCCCGGGCAUGCUUACCGAGGACCUCUUGGUGCAUGCCCGGUUUCCGCUCCCGCAAGAUCAGUAAAUAGCGAGUGGUGUAUCUCCCCCCCAACACCACCUCAUUCAUCCAGCCAUUUGACCAAGGCUUUAUUGCAACUGCGAAGGCGCGGUAUCGAGUGAAGUGGUGGCGCAACUCACCCAGAUGUGGGAGGCGUGCAGCAGCCUGGCGAAGCUUCAGUGUAUGAAGCUUUCAAUAUGCCAGGUCGUCAUGUGGAUUCACGACUCCUGGUUCAGCAUCGAGCAGCACACCGUCGAGCAGUGCUGGUGGCAUGCCCGCUUCCUCCCCGCUUCUUGGAUGUCGGUGGAGGUGCAGACCGAGUCCCCAGCGCGUGACCCGGUUGACACGGACCCCGGGCUGGAGGCGCUCGCAGCUGUGAUUCCCCUCCUCCAGCUCGGACCGUCGGCGAUGGCGGAGGCGGAGUUCCUUGGGUCGACGAGAACCACCCGACGUGCGAUUUCGAGGGCUCCGACCCCCUUGCCGUCGUGCCCCCUCACGUCCCCCACACCGCAGUCACGUGCGAGCCUCCGUUUGACUUCACUGCGGGGGUCCACGCCCGGGCUCUCCACGCCGUAGCUCGGCGUGCGUCGGAGAUGCUCGUCGCCUAUGCCCGGGCGACGGGCAUUAGCUCAAAUGACCUCCGCCACCUGUUCGACAUCUGCAAUCCUUUGGUUGUCGAUAGGUUGGCGCGGGCAUCGGGGAAUGCUCUGAACCUCAACCUCCCCCCGCCCGUCCUGCCCCCUACCCCCGCCGCCGCCCUCGGCGACCCUGAUGCCAUCGUGGUGCGCCUCCGCCUGCUCCACGUGGCGGGGGAUUUGGAUGGCCACGCCGACGACUCCGACCUCCUCGGCUUCUGAGAUCGCCGGCUCACACGACUGCCCACCAGUAUCCCUAUCAUCUAAUGAUGACGCCCUUUAUGACCCUGCCCUCUGUUACUCUCCUCUUCCCCCUCAUUCACUCCUCUCUCCCCAGUUUCUCUAAUCUUCCCCAUGUUUCACUCUUCUCUCCCCUGUUUCUCUAAUCUCCUCACUAAUUCAUUCAUCUCUCCCCUGUUUCCCCAAUCUCUCCCUCGUUUUACUCUUCUCUUCCCUGUUUCUCUUAUUUCCCCACUGUUUCACUCAUCUGACCCUUGUUUCCCUUAUCCUCUCCCCUGUUUCUCUCAUCUCUCCCUUGUUUCCCUGAUCCUCUCCCUUGUUUCACUCACCCCCCCCCUAUUUCACUCAUCUCCCCUCUGUUUGCAUAACCUCUCCUCUGUUUCUUUCAUCUCAUCCCUCUUACUCUCAUCUCCCCCCUGUAUCACUCAUGUCUCCCCUGUUUGUAUAACCUCUCCUCUGUUUCUUUCAUCUCUCCCCUCUUUCUCUCAGCUCCCCCCUGAUUCACUCAUCUCUCCCCUGUUUCUCGUAUCCUCUCCUCUGUUUCAUUCCCCUCUCCCCUGUUUCUCUAAUCUCCCCCCUGCUUCACUCAUCUCUCCUCUGUUUGUAUAACUUCUCCUCUGUUUCUUUCAUCUCUCCCCUGUUCCUCUUAUCCUCUCCUUUGUUCACUCAUCUCUCCCCUGUUUCUCUAAUCUCCUACCCUGUUUCACACAUCUCUCCUAUUCCUCGCAUCUUUAUCCUGUGUCUCCUCCUUCCCCCAGCGCAUACCCCCCCUGUAUCUCACCACCUCUCAUCUGGUUCUCUCAUCUCCCCCCUGUCUCCCUGCCUCUCAUCUGGUCCAAUAAUCUCCCCACUCUCUCACUGUCUCUCUGCUAAUUCUCACAUCUCCCCCCUGUAUCUCACCUCUUGGUUUCACUUACCUCUCUUUCGGUUCUCUCUUCUCCCCCCUUUAUCUCAUGACUCUGUCUCAGUAUUCUCUAUGCUGGUUCUCUCAACUCCCCCCUGUAUCUCACCUCUCUGUUUCACUGACCUCUCCUCUAGUGCUCUCAUCUCCCCCGUGCAUGGCACCUGUAUGUCUCCUGGUUCACUCUAACUUUCCCCUCUAUUCACUCAUCUCUCUCUCUCUGUCGGCGCUUCUGCCCCUGUUUCACACAGCUAUUCGCUGUUUCUCGCAUCUCCACCCUGUGUCGCCUCUUUUCCCUGGAGCAUAUCCCCACUGUUUCACUCGUCUAUCUCCUGCGUCACACAUCUCUCCCCUGAUGCUCUCAGCUCACCAUUGUUUCGCUCUUCUCCCUGCUGUUUCUCUCAUCGACCCAGCGUGUUUCUUUCAUAAUACACCCUGUUUGCUCUCUGCCGUGUAUGUAUCCUAUUUCCACACGUUGCACUCUCCCUUAUUUCUUUCAUCCUUCCCCCCCGUAUUCACCGCCUACCCGCUGCUGUUUCGUCCUCGCCGCCAUUGCUUUGUACUGCGGUUUCGUAUUCGUCGCCCUCGUACUGUUGUUUCGUGUUCACGGCCAAGGCUUGACCCUGCCGUUUCGUGCAAGCAGCCAUGGCUUAACCCUGCUGUUUCGUGGUCGCGGUAGAGGCUCAACCCUGCUGUUUCGUGUUCGCCUGUACUCAUGGUCGCUGAUCAUUUCGAAACACUCUUAUCGCGUCGGACGAGAACAUCUGCAUGAAUGGCAUGGGUCGUUAUGCGUCAUAAGUCGCAAGAUUACCUAUACUGUCUUUUGUUGUAUAUCGUGCGAGUCUAAGCUAUGCUCGGUCGAGGGAGGGCAGUGUUCUUUUGUCGUUCCCUUGCUUUCUCAUAGUGCAACUUGAUGUGUGUGCUAUGGGAAGGUAGAGAUGCUGUUUGACAAUGCAAUAUGUUGUGCCUGUCGAGCAAAGGCCCAGUGUUUCAGACAAUGUGAUUUGGCAGUCGUGGUUGGAGGAUGGUUGGAUGUUCUGCUAGUUAUUGGGUUGCGUGUACUGGACAUGCCGGCCUU